GGUCUAUCGAAAACAGCAUUGCUUAGGGUCUGGCCACACUGACCCAAGCAUAAAUAAACAUGUCGCUGAUAAAAAACCUAAUAAAGGAGCCCGAGGUCAAGCCGAGAAAAAAGAAGAAGGAUGCAGGAUCUGGCGACAGCGACUCUGAUGAAAAGGACAAAGCCCCCAGAUCCUUUGUCAAAACCGCCACGGACCUGCAACGGCUAAAGCUGGAAAAGCUGAUGAAGAAUCCUGAUAAGCCCGUGGUGAUCCCUGAGCAGAGGAAGGAGCGGGACUACAUGUCCUCUGUGCCCACCUUUGUAAGGAACGUGAUGGGCAGCAGUGCGGGUGCCGGAUCUGGCGAGUUCCACGUCUACCGCCACCUCCGGCGCAAGGAGUACGCCCGCCAAAAGAACAUACAGAACCAGAGUGCUCGGGAAGCAGCGGACGAUGCCUACCAACAAAAGCUGGAGGACAACCGCCGGGCGGCCGAGGAAAAGACUGCGAAGAAAAGGGCCAAGCGGCAGAAGAAGAAACUGCGCGCAAAGAAGCCACGGGAAGCAAAGAAACCGGAAGCCAAGGACGUAUCCGAGUCAAGUGGAAGUGCUUCUGAAGGGGAGGAAGCUGCAAACGAAAAGGAGGAAGUGCCUUUGAAGCCGGAGGCUCAGGAGACAAACCCACCAGACGAAGCAAGUUCAAGAGAAGAGGUCGAUGAGAAGACCCCAGAAACGAAAGCUGAAGAACCUGCCAAUGAAAGCUAAGAAGAAAGUCUACCUUCCCACGCUCUCCAGAAAUACACCGAAUAGUUAUUAAUAAAA
Molecule: messenger RNA, 797 nt
Organism: Drosophila ananassae
Lineage: Eukaryota; Metazoa; Arthropoda; Insecta; Diptera; Drosophilidae
Product: PRKR-interacting protein 1 homolog
Exons: 2
Coding region: 60-740 (226 amino acids)
Biological process (GO): negative regulation of protein kinase activity
Cellular component (GO): nucleolus
Molecular function (GO): protein kinase binding; double-stranded RNA binding; protein kinase inhibitor activity
Source: RefSeq, a predicted model, not a curated record